UGAAAUAAAUAACUGUAGUAGAAUGGUUUUCUAUUGAGUGUCAGAAAACCAGAACCAAAGUAAUCACUCUAACCAAUCACAAAGUACCCAGAUAAUCUACUACACCAAUCAAAGCUCCAAGUAAUUACACGUAGCUGACACAAAGCACAGGAAAAUGCGUGUGAGUAAAUCCCGAUUGGUUUUGGUUUUACUCCUGAUUGGAUGAAAAAGUGGCGUGAGGUUUUUAAACCAAUCCGGUGGCGUAGUAAGUGCAAUACCAAUUACCUUUUCUAUACUCUAAGAAAAAAAAAAUGCUCUAAAACUAAAACCAAAACCGAAGUAAUUGCAUGAUUACUUUUGACACUCAAUGGCACACUGCUCUAGCUUAUACAUUAGUACAGAUGCCAUAAUAUUAAUAACGACAUGGAUUGUUUCAGGUGGCAUCAUGUGGAAUCAACAAUGAAUGGUGGAAUCACAACGUCUGUCAACUUCUGGUACAAGGCUGGUCCAACACCAAGCCAUAUCAACUAUCCGCUGACUGCUCAACAGAAAGUUGCAGUCAUGAGGAACAUUGAGAGGAUGCUGGGAGAAGCAUUAGGUGAUCACCGCCAGGUAAAUCUACUCUCCACCAUGUGCGUGUGGUGUCACUCUCUAGCAUUGUGGCCUGUUUCUAACUUGUCUGAUGGUAUUACAUGAAUCUUGUAUGGUCACACUGCUGAGAACAGGAGGGUUUUUUAUGCACUGCCAGGAUGCUAUCAGAGGCUUUUAAAAUUAGUUGAACCAAGAUGUUCAAAUGAACAAUAAAGGUUAAUCAGUGCAUACAAUGGAUAAUGAAGGCUCUAUAACAAGCUAUAUUGAGCGCGCACUGUAUCAUAGUAUG
Molecule: messenger RNA, 859 nt
Organism: Orbicella faveolata
Lineage: Eukaryota; Metazoa; Cnidaria; Anthozoa; Scleractinia; Merulinidae
Product: hypoxia-inducible factor 1-alpha inhibitor-like
Biological process (GO): negative regulation of Notch signaling pathway
Cellular component (GO): nucleus; cytoplasm
Molecular function (GO): [protein]-asparagine 3-dioxygenase activity; ankyrin repeat binding; peptidyl-histidine dioxygenase activity
Source: RefSeq, a predicted model, not a curated record